AUGUUGGAAGGAUUGGUCGCCAACCUGCUCAAUCGCUUCCUGGGCAUGUAUGUGAAGAACUUCGACCCGAAGCAAUUGAAUGUUGGCAUAUGGUCCGGAGACGUCAAACUACGGAAUCUUGAGCUCCGGCGAGAGGCAUUAGAUCAACUGCACCUGCCGAUCAAUGUGGUCGAAGGCCGGCUUGGAGAACUGACCCUAUCAAUUCCUUGGUCAAACCUCCGUGGCAAACCCGUCAAAGUCAACAUCGAGGAUGUGUUUCUACUCUCGGCGCCCAAGCAGGAAGAUGACUAUGAUGCGGAGGAGGAAGAAAAGCGGGCUGUGGCUGUCAAGCUCGAGAAGCUCGAGAGCGCCGAGUUGUUGAAGGAACGCAACACUGAAGCCAUGAGCCCGGAAGAACAGAAGAAGAAUCAAUCUUUCACACAGAGUUUAGUCACUGCCAUUGUCGACAAUCUCCAAGUGAGCAUCAAGAACGUCCAUAUCCGAUAUGAAGAUUCAAUAGCCACCCCAGGCCACCCAUUCGCUGUCGGAAUCACAUUGAAGGAGAUGAGCGCUGUCAGCACCGACUCAGAAUGGCGUCCAACUUUCAUCCAAUCUACCUCAGGAAACACCCACAAGCUCGCGGUGUUGAAUUCUCUGGCACUGUACUGGAACAGUGAUGCCGACCUCUUCGGAACUGGCAAAGGAGGAGAUGUCGGCGCAGAUGCACAAGACAUCGACAAAGAUGAAAUGAUCAGAAGGUUUCGCGAAGGUAUAGAAGAAACUGCCAAUUCACAAUAUCUUCUGAAACCAGUGAGCGGACGCGCCGGGAUUGAGAUGGACAAGACUGGAAGACUUGAUCGACCCAAAAUAAAAGCCCGGCUCUUGUUCCAGGAGCUCGGGUUCAUCCUCGAUGAAGACCAAUAUCGUGAUGCGUUGAUGCUUGUUGAUCUCAUGCAUUAUUUUGUCCGUCAUCAUGAAUUCAAAAAGGACCAGCCCCAGAAAAGCCCCAAGGAGGAUCCGAGAGCAUGGCUCAAGUUUGUUGGGAGUGCGGUUCUGAAUAGAAUUCAUGACCGCAACCACAGAUGGACCUGGGGCUAUUUCAAAGAACGCAGAGAUAUGAGACUCCAAUAUAUCGAACUCUUCAAGAAAAGGAAGAGGGAGCAGAAACUAACGGAGCAAGAGACAAAAGACUUCAACGAUCUCGAGUACAAAUUGAGCUAUGAGGAUUUGCGAUUCUGGAGAUCCCUUGCUCGGAGCCAAUUGAGGAAGGAGGACAUAGGAGUCAAGAAGGAGCCCCAGAAGCAAACUUGGUCUGCUUGGAUAUGGGGCUCGAAACCACCGGACAGUCAGAGCGACGAUCAGGCAGGCAUGACAGAGGAGCAGCUCAAAGAGCUGUACAGUGCGAUCGACUGGGACGAGAAGAAGGCCAUCGCCGAAAGUGUGGAACUGCCACGGGAAACCAUCAAGUUGCAAGUGGAAUCAAGUCUGAGAACAGGCAGUUUCACACUGAAGAGAGACCCACAUGGAGAAGGGAACGAAAUUCUCCAACUUGUCUUCGACAACUUCAGCGCUAAAGCUCUGCAACGCCCCGACUCUAUGCUGGUUGAUUUAGCUCUUGGUGGUUUCCGAGUGUACGAUGGAACGACCGAGGGCACGUUGUUCCCACAAAUAGUCAAAGUCAAGGGAGUGGAAGAUCAACCUAAGGACGAUCUCGCAGAGGAUCAAGCGGAGAAUGGCCUUGAGAGCGGAAGUGACGCUGGCGACGGGGAAACUGCACUUCAAAUUGCAGGAAACAGCCUCUUCCACCUCGUCUUUGAGAACAAUCCCUUGGACGAAAGCGCAGAUACAAAGGUCAUGUUGAAGGUGAAAAGCCUCGAAUUCAUCCAUAAUCCUCGGUUUGUGGUUGAAAUAGCGAAGUUUUUCAAGCCCCCCGAGCGUCAAAUGGAAUCAAUUGGUGCUCUGCUGGAGACUGCUGGCGCCACUGUGGAGGAAAUUCGCCAACAGACCCGUGCAGGACUCGAAUUCGCCUUGGAAGAGCACAAAACUAUCAAUGCGAAUCUAGACAUCCAAGCGCCCAUUUUCAUCAUUCCAGAGAGUAUCACGGAGGAAAGCACUCUCUGCAUGAUCCUGGAUGCCGGUCAUGUGAGUCUCAACAGUGAGCUCGUCGACAAGGAGACCAUGCGGGAUAUCCAUGGUAAACAAAGACAGCAGUAUACCGAAGAAGACUUCAAACGACUUGAAGGACUAAUGUACGAUAAAUUCCACCUGAAGCUUGACUCCACUCAAGUCCUCAUUGGACCCGGCAUUGAGGCAACCAGGGCACAGCUGGAGAAUCGGGACGACUCCAAACACAUGCACAUCAUCGAUCGUAUCAACAUGGCGUUCCUGCUCGAGAACUCCAUAGUCCCCAAAGCCCCAGAUAUCACGAAGAUACGUAUUUCUGGGACGUUGCCUGUUCUUCAGGCAUCAAUAUCCGACAAGAAGUACAAGAACCUGAUGCGAUUAUUGGAAGUGGCAGUACCAAAGUUCGAGAGCGAGGAUCCGAAAGCGAACGGCCGCGUUGGUGAACAUCAGGAGGAAGACUAUGCCGAUGAUCAGAAAGCGAAGAGGAAAUCAGUGCAGCUGCUGGAGAUGAGAGAUGCUCCUAUUCUUGAGCCAGACUCAGACUCCGAGGAUGCAUCAACUAAACCAGCUGGCAAGCCCGAAACACCCGCAAACAUUCAUCAACGCAACUUCGAAAUCAACUUCACUGUGGAGAAGCUGCAGGCUUCCCUUUACAAGUCAGAUCCAGAGGGUGAAAAGCCAGAUAAGCUAUUGGUCGAGUUGGUUGCGGAACAUUUCUUCCUCAGUUUUUACCUCCGCCCGUACGAUAUGGUGGCAGAAGUCCUGCUCCGAGCUUUGACCGUCGAUGACCACAUCGAAGAAGACCCAAUCCCAGAAUUCAAGCAAAUAAUCUCUUCCAAGGGCUUCAAGGCUGAGGAGGGCAAGGACUUAUUCAACUUGAGAUUCGUCAAGGUCAAUCCUGAGUCCCCAGAAUUCAAUUCGACUUAUGAGGGUAUUGCCACUAACCUUGACGUCUCCGUGUCUACUAUCAAUGUCAUAGUGACAAGAAGGACUCUUCUGACACUUCUUGACUUCGUGCUUACCACUUUCGCUGGAAACGAUCAACAACAGGCCGGUGUCGUCGAGGAGAAGGAAGAUACCCCGGCAGCAGAUGAUCUGGAUGAAUCUCCACAAGAUGGCAGUCAGCAGGCGGAUAAGAUCAGAAUCAAGGCUCAACUGACCAGUAUCGCUCUUAUCCUGAACAACGAUGGCGUGCGUCUUGCGACAUUGUCUUUGAAUUCUGGCGAUGUUGGAGUAUUCCUUGAUGCAGGCACUAUGCAGGUCAAAGCAAGGCUCGGUAGUCUGUCUUUGGUCGAUGAUAUUAAUCAGGGAGCGCCUGAAGAUUCACCUCUCCGCCGGCUAAUCGCAAUUGAAGGGGAUGAACUUGCGGACUUCAAGUACCAGACCUUCGAUUCUUCCAGGAAAGACUACCCUGGGUAUGACUCGGGGAUCUAUUUACGGUCUGGUUCUAUCAAGUUAAACUUCGUGGAAGAACCAUUCCGGAAGAUCAUGGAGUUUGGUGUGAAGUUCGGAAAGAUGCAAGCUAUCUUUAAUGCUGCGAGACAAGCUGCCGCGAGCCAAGCUACACAGGUCCAAGAAAGUGCCCAGAAGAUGCACUUUGACGUCUUAAUCAAGACUCCGAUUGUCGUCUUCCCGAGGGUGAUGGUUGAUGACAGGCCGCGCGACAAUUUGACAGCCUACCUUGGUGAGAUCUACGCAAAGAACAGGUUCGUGGGAGUCCAAGGACAACCCGGAGGGCCUCUCGUGAACAAGCUAUCGGCAGGUAUCAGACAUAUCCGCCUGACAACAGAAUUUCAUUAUGAAGAUGGAAGGUCUCAAGAACUCGAAAUGAUUGAUGAGGUGGAUCUUGAUUUCAAAAUACGAUAUCUCGAACACCAAGCUGGCCUUGAGAGACCGGACCUUGAGAUCGAUGGUACAAUGUCACCAAUCAAUCUGAGAGUUUCCCAGACUCAAUUCAAGUUCCUCAUGGAGCUUUCAAAGACCAUCCCGGCCGCAUUUGCAAUGGAAGAGGAAUCAGACGAUGAGAUUGCCGAAGAAUUACCGGCUUCCACGACGGAAUCUGCUAUGGCAAGCCAGUCAGAGGAGCCGACUUCAAAGGAGCUCACACCUCCGUCAUUCCAAGGCCCAGAACUCGGCGCUGGUGACGACGUCUGGACAAAGUUGAACUUUGUGUUCAAAGCACCGAUGAUCGGCCUGGAACUCGUUCUGGCAGAGGAGGGUGAGCCGAUCGAGAGCUUUGAGGCCGCAAGCAUCUCGAAGUUCUCGUUGAAUGAGACCAACAUCAAAGUACGGAUGGUCAGCGACGGUGCUUUGGAGGCCGAGCUUCUCAUUCAUUCCUUCACAAUCAGGGACAGUCGCACUAUGGAAACCAAUAAGUUCCGGAAGAUCAUGUCAUUGAUCAAUACUGAUGUUCAACAACAAUUUAUGGCUAGCGUUUCGAUAUCCGGAGGCGCUGACCGGCAUAUGAUCGUCAUGCUUACCGUUGAUAGUCCACGUGUGAUUGUGGCGCUGGAUUAUGUUUUCGCUCUCCAGGCCUUCGCCAACACUGCACUUCAGUCCGACGAACCUCAAUCGAUCGCAGAAGUCGAAGAUCUGAACGGGGGUAGUGAGCAGAGUACAUCUGAAGAAGAGGAACAAACCACAAUCACGCCAAGCACAGAUGAACCGAAACCAGAAUCUGCCAUGAGUGUUUCAUUCCGCGUCAACAUAGUUGAUGCCCAAGUUAUCCUAAUUGCCAACCCAGCUAUCUCCAAUACCGAAGCUAUUGUGCUGGGAACCAAAGAAGUUCUGGUGUCCCAGCAGAACGCCACUACAUUACAGAUAACCAGGGUGGGAAUGUUCUUGUGCCGCAUGGAUAAGUUUGAGACCAGUCGUCUGAGGAUUCUUGAUGACUUCAGCAUCCAAAUGUCCAUGGACAGGCGCAGUCUGGGCAAAGACUCCUCUCUUACGUCCAUCCAUAUCGACAUCGAACCACUUGUGCUGCGUUUGUCCUUGCGUGAUAUCCUGCUUGCUAUGCAGAUCGUCAGCAAAGCAUCAGCAACUAUGCCGCAGGCCAACAUUCAAGAAGACUCUGAGCCCAGAAAACUGAAAGAGGUCAAAGGAACGUCGAAAGCUCCAUCCACGAGGCGCAAAUCAAUAGCAGGCAAGACGAUGACAACGGCAAGGAGAUCGAAGAGAUCAAAGUCCGUGUCGAAGCCCGAAACGGCACAGUCCCCCAAAAAAUCGGUGGUCAUGAGCAGAGAAGAGCUGAUCGCCCAGUUCGGCGGCAUACGAGUAGUUCUGAUUGGAGAUCUACAUGAACUUCCUCUCCUUGACAUGAGCGUAAAGAAGUUCGACGUUGAUGUUCGCGACUGGUCUGGCGCCAUGACAGCUGAUACCAAGCUUGACACCUUCAUCAAUGUGUACAACUUUUCCAAGUCAUCAUGGGAGCCUCUAAUCGAACCCUGGACACUGGGCUUUCACGUUUCCAAGCAGCUACAGCCUGAAGUGAUGUCCAUCGAGUUGUAUUCUCACAAGACAAUGGAGUUGACACUAACCUCGGCCACGAUAGCACUGGCCUCGAAGUCAUUCGACUUCCUCUCCACAGACGAAGACAUACUCUCCAAGCCACGGGUUGCCGAUGCACCUUAUCGUAUCCGUAACCAGACGGGCUUCGACCUCAGUGUUUGGGCGGACGAGAAGAACGACAAUGCCUCGGCAGCCAAGCUGAAGGACGGAGAAGAAUACCCGUGGCGCUUUGAAGAUGCAACUUCUAUGCGUGAGAAUUUGUCGCCCGAAGGCAAUGCUGGUUUGGUCGGUGUUAAACUCGAGGGAAGUGGCUUUGAUAGCAUCAGCCGUAUCGCCGUUAUCCGUGAGGGUGAAACACUAUACAAUCUCAAACCCCGCAAGGAAAAUGUACAGCAUCGGAUGCUCGUCGAAGUGAGGCUAGGCGCUGAUAAUGUCAAAUACAUCAUCUUCCGGUCGCCCCUACUGGUCGAGAACAAAACUCAGAUCCCAAUUGAGUUAGGCAUCUAUUCUCCCAAGGAUGGUCACCUUCUCAAAAUCGAGAAGAUCCCUCCUGGCGAGGGCAAGCCGGCCCCAGUUGGGGCGGCUUAUGUGCAUUCUCUGCUGGUCCGGCCAGAUCAGGGCUUUGGGUAUGGUUGGUCGAACGAACAGCUGUUCUGGAAAGACCUCCUCAAAAGGUCCACCAGGUCGAUAACCUGCGAGUCAGAUGGCAGCGAUGGGUCGCCUCCGUUCUUCUUCCAGAUGCACGCGUCUUAUGACCCCAGAGAUCCCAUAACAAACAGCUACCCCUACAUGAGGAUACAGAUAUCAGCGCCAGUCGAGGUUCAAAAUCUCCUGCCCUACGACUUCAAAUACCGAAUCUACGACAGGAACACAAAGAAAGAUUGGACUAACUUUUUGCGAAAGGGAGGCGUCAGCCCCGUCCACGUUGUCGAGCUUUCCCACUUACUUUUGCUGAGCGUGGAGAUUGAAGACAGCCCUUUCAAGCAAAGUGAUUUUGCAAUCAUCAAUAGUGACACCCAAGAAGAGUUCCGUCGCGAGAAAGUACUCCAGUUGAAGGAUGAUAACGGUGCCCAGCUAAGGCUCAAAAUCCACUACACCAAUAUCAAGGACAGUGGGGGAGCAUUUCGGGUGUCUAUCUACAGCCCAUAUGUUGUCCUGAACAAGACGGGGCUCGACAUGAGCGUACAAAGCAAAGCGUUCUUCGGAUCUUCUAAGGCCGUGACAUCACAAGGCACGAGAACAAGCUCGGGCAGUGGUAAAGCUCUUCCGAUGCUAUACUCUUACGCUACCGAUGAUCGCAAGAACCGAUCUCUUCUCAAGAUUGGCGAAUCCACCUGGAGCAAGCCUCAGAGCUUUGACGCAAUUGGUAGCGCGUACGAAGUCGUUGUGCCAUCAUCAUCCGCUCAAUCAGAACUUCACGUUGGCGUGUCAGUGACAGAAGGCGAAGGCAAGUACAGUUUGACCAAGGUUGUCAGUAUAGCACCCCGCUAUGUGCUCAAGAACAAGAUCGGAGAAGACCUGGAGUUGCGCGAACCUGGUUCCUCUGAUGUCAUGAAGAUGAAGAAUAACGACCUCCUUCCAAUUUAUUUCAUGCGACAAAGCCCAGAGAAGCAACUCUGCUUGUGCUUCCCCGGUGUCAACAACCAUUGGUCGGCACCUUUCAACCUUUCGAACGUCGGCAUGACUCAUGUCAAACUGGCGAAGCAUGGCCAGAGGCAGCGGCUUAUACGAAUUGAGAUCAUCCUUGAAGAUGCCACUUUGUUCCUCCAUUUCAGCAUCGAGACCAAGCACUGGCCGUUCUCGAUGCGAAACGAAAGCGACACGGAAUUCUUAUUCUUCCAGGCAAACCCCAACCUUGCGGAAGAUGAGGAAGAGGACCCCGGGAGUGGGUGGAAGCCCAUCCGGUACAAAUUACCACCAAGGAGCAUUAUGCCUUAUGCUUGGGACUACCCUGCUUCCAAGAACAAAGAACUCGUCCUGACUGCUCGUGGGAGGGAAAGAUAUGUCAAACUCGUCGAGAUAGGUAACUUGAUACCCAUAAAGUUGCCUCCAAGCCAACCUGGGGGACCUCCGAAGGUCAUCGAUGUCAACAUUGUCGCAGAUGGGCCAACUCAAACAUUGGUGCUUUCGAACUACAAGCCAUCUAAAUCGUUGUAUCAACAGAAGGCAGGGCAGGGCACAGCUUCCCAGACCAGUCUCAAUCAGGGAUUCGAAGUGAAGCAGAUUGAAUCAGAAAUCAACUUCAAGGCUGAACUUCGCUUGGCAGGUAUUGGCAUUUCACUGGUCAACAGCAAGCUCAAAGAACUUCUGUAUCUCACUUUCCGCGAGAUCGAGUUCAAAUACGGGGAUUCAAAACUGUAUCAAACAUUGAAUGCCACCAUCAAAUGGAUCCAGAUUGACAAUCAACUGUACGGUGGUAUCUUCCCUAUCCUCUUAUAUCCCAGUGUGGUCCCAAAGACUGGCAAAGAGAUGGAAGCGCACCCCAUCUUCCACACUAUGGUCACGCGUGUGAAAGAUGACUCUUAUGGUGUAUUGUACGUCAAAUACGCAACUCUACUGCUUCAGCAAAUAACCAUCGAGCUGGAUGAAGAUUUUAUUUUCGCCAUGCUCGACUUCUUGAAAGUGCCGGGAGCAUCUUGGGCAGAAGAGAAGGAGGGAAAAUUGUGUGACGAAGACCUGGACGUGCCCGAGCCUACAAGAGAGCAGCAAGGACAAGACGUUUAUUUCGAGCUGCUCCAUCUACAACCAAUCCAGCUGGAUCUAUCAUUCGUCAGAACUGAGCGCGUCAACGCCGAAGACACCUUUGUGGACAGUCCGUUGAUGUUCUUUGUGAAUGUCAUGACAAUGUCAAUUGGAAACGUCAAUGAUGCCCCCAUCAGGCUGAACGCACUGAUGCUGGAAAAUGCACGGAUAUCAGUCCCGGCUCUCAUGACAAAUAUCCAGAACCAUUAUACGCAGGAGGUGCUUCGACAAGUUCACAUGAUCCUCGGCUCAGCAGACUUUCUCGGCAAUCCUGUUGGGUUAUUCAACAGUGUCAGUUCAGGUGUUGCCGACAUUUUCUACGAACCAUACCAAGGUCUGGUAAUGACGGACCGACCUCAGGAACUGGGCAUCGGUAUCGCCAAGGGAGCGAGCAGCUUCGUCAAGAAAUCGGUCUUCGGGUUCAGUGACAGUAUGGCGAAAUUUACCGGGUCCAUGUCAAAGGGUCUUGCUGCGGCGACGAUGGACAAGGAGUUCCAAGACCAGAGACGCAUGUCAAAGAGCCGCAAUCGUCCGAAGCAUGCCCUUUACGGCGUUACUUCUGGUGGCAACGCUUUCGCGUCGAGCCUGGCAAGUGGUAUUGGGGGGCUGGCUCGGCAUCCGCUUGAAGGGGCAGAGAAAGAAGGAGCUUUUGGUUUCGUCAAGGGUGUUGGAAAGGGUAUGCUUGGUCUUGCUACCAAGCCAGCAAUUGGCGCCUUUGAUCUUGCAUCCAACGUGGCCGAAGGGGUCCGCAACACGACUACUGUGUUCGACGCCGAGGGUCUCGACCGUGUGCGGCUGACUCGCUUCAUUGGAAUGGAUGGAAUUGUUCGCCCAUACUCCCAACGCGAGGCUCUCGGACAAUUCUGGCUCAAGACUUGCGAUGAUGGCAAGUACUUCACCGAGGACUACAUUGCCCAUCUUGAACUCGAGGGCCGUGAUAUGAUGAUUGUGAUCACGUAUAGCCGCAUUCUCAUGAUCCGGACCAAGAAACUUCGCAUGGAGUGGGAUGUCAGGUUGACGGACGUGCAAACCAUCAGCAAAGAGAGAACGGGUAUCAGCAUUGGUCUCAAGGGAGGCGCCAAUGGCCCGUUCAUUCCCGUCACAGAUGAGGGCAGUCGGAAUUGGUUGUACAGGCAAAUUGCCAUUGCUGUCAAUGCUUUCAACGACAAGUAUAACGCGAAAGGAUGA
Molecule: messenger RNA, 9540 nt
Organism: Capronia coronata CBS 617.96
Lineage: Eukaryota; Fungi; Ascomycota; Eurotiomycetes; Chaetothyriales; Herpotrichiellaceae
Exons: 2
Coding region: 1-9540 (3179 amino acids)
Biological process (GO): protein targeting to vacuole; mitochondrion organization; late endosome to vacuole transport
Cellular component (GO): extrinsic component of membrane
Source: RefSeq, a predicted model, not a curated record